Molecule: messenger RNA, 756 nt
Organism: Arabis nemorensis
Lineage: Eukaryota; Viridiplantae; Streptophyta; Magnoliopsida; Brassicales; Brassicaceae
Source: the annotation of a GenBank genome assembly
AUGCACCAGUAUUCCCUCGAUGAUAACCCACCAGCUAUCCCAUCCGUCAGUCCCAUUUGCUCUCAAGAACUACCACCCCCCUAUAUAGCUCUUAUGCCAUUUUCCGAUCUGGCACCUGUAUACAUUAGUAUUUGCGUUGAGGGAUAUGAUCCUUCACUUUGUGGGGAAAAACUUAAGUGCGUGUUGAGGAAACAUUUCUGGCGUUGCGGAACGCUCGCGAUCAUACGUGUUCCCAGAGUUUGUACAAUCAACAGAUCUUUCAUUACUUUUCUUGGAGGACGCGGACGCGACACAGAAAAGAAUGCGUUGGAACGUAAUGGAAGUGACAUGGAAGGAUGGAAUAUAGUCGUUACGCCUUUCCCGUAUCCAAACCCAAUUCCUGAAUUGGAUGCUUACAGGAAUCCAUCCAAAUCCUGCGUCAAAGCCGAAGAAGAUGAAAGACAAGGAGGCUGGAUAAUUGUUUUCGCAUAUGGCACUUCGCGUACUAACGACGAGGAUAUCAAGAAAUCCUUGAUUAAACAUUUCUCUUCAUGUGGAGAGAUCACUAGUGCUUACGUUGUAAGAAGCAGAAAAGUUAAUAGAGUUAAGGUUUUAAUUAAGGGAGAAGGCGCAGUGGAAAAGGCGCUGAAGCUUACUGGAUGUGAAUGUAGUGUGAAAGGGUGUAAGCUUGUAGCUAAGGAGUUUCCAAGAAGUGAGGUUACUGGCUAUACUAUCCAAGAUCCUUGUUUUCCGGUGGCUAAGAAGGUUAAGGUGUAG